Messenger RNA from Juglans regia (Persian walnut), 793 nucleotides. Its product is annotated as putative protein FAR1-RELATED SEQUENCE 10. The record is from RefSeq and is a predicted model, not a curated record. The transcript is spliced from 3 exons. The coding region runs from base 125 to 775 and encodes 216 amino acids. NCBI's taxonomy places the organism in Eukaryota, Viridiplantae, Streptophyta, Magnoliopsida, Fagales, Juglandaceae.
UUUCUCCUCUUCUUUUUCUUCUUGUUUUUUUUUCAAGUAUCUAUCGCCAGCUUCAUUUUUUCUUUAGGUACCAUUCCCAGCAGCAUCCUUGAGUUUGUGAAAGUAUGAUUUAGCUAUAAUCAAGAUGGAACCGUGUCGAUUAAUAUUUUUCGAGGAAGAACACAACAGUGAGGGUCCUAACACUCCACGAGACCAACAAGAGCAAACUGGAUCUCAGUAUACCGAGAAUCAAAAGAUUGAAGAAUCGAAGGUUGAUAUGAUAUUUGAGACUCAAUCAGAUGUUAUUGAAUACUACACAAAAUUUGCCAAACAAGAGGGAUUUGGAGUGUCAAAAAGAACAUCGACUACUGGGGAUUAUGGGGAGGUAAAAUAUUUCACCAUAGCAUGCAAUUGCCAUCAUAAGCCAAUAAGCAAGUCAUCAAAAGUUGAUCGGCCAAAACCGAUAGGAGGGACAGGUUGCAAGGCUAAGAUUAAUGUAAAGCAAAUAGCAGAUGCAAGGUAUCAAUUAUCCAAUGUCGUCAUCGAACACAAUGAUGCAGUAAGCCCGAGUAUGUCAAGACAUAUUGCUUGCCAUAAAAAAUUAUCAAGUUGGUCGAAAAAAAGAAUUGAAAUGAUGGAUAAAGCCGGAAUCCGUUCGGCUAAAAAUUACAAAGCUAUACUUGUUGAAGGGGGUGGAUAUGAGAAUCUCACUUUUGGAGAGAAAGAGUGCAGGAAUCAUAUCAACAAAAUUUGUAAUAAGUUGCUUGGAGAAGGAGAUGCAGAGCCAUUUCACUAGUACUUGGUGCGGCAGCAA